CGUUGUCCUCUUCGCCCUUCUCUUCGUCCGGGGAGCAAGCAGGGAGAGACGGCGAACCGCAUCCGUUUUGUCUCAAGCCCGUCGAGGGCAGCGAAACACUACUUGGUCCAGCACUGAGAGUCUCAGUGCAGUCAUAUCAACUCUGUACUUGAUUGUCCAUACAAGGUCGGGCGUGCUUCCUUCUCCUUCCUCUUCUCGCUCAUUUAUCGAUCUGGCAUCCAGAAGCAGCGUAGAGAAGUCGGCCCGUGGGCUGCGCCAGUGGAUCAUCGCCCUUCCCUGACGUGACCCCCAUGCUGGCAGCUUUCGCUUAUGACUAGGAUCCCCACCUCCUCGCGCGAGGUCGAGCGCGAUGUCCCGCGCCCUCUGGGCCGCGGGGGCGCUGCUGCAGCUGGCGCUGCCCGCCGCCGCCCUGACGCAGCGCGGCCGCGCGCGCUCUGGGCUCGCGGCCGCCGCGGUGGCGCACUCCCCGGAGGAGAGCGCGGCCAUGCGCAAGGAGGCCUUCGAGAAGGAGUUCACAGUGGAGCUGAAUCUGGCGAAGGCGCGGGAGGCUGGCACGCCCCUGGGCCUCAAGGUCGACAUCGAGAGCGAGUUCGCGCCGCCCUCCCUGAAGGUGAUCAGCGACGACAUCGUGAGGGACCGCCUCGCGCUCUCUUGCGUGGUCGCCGUCAGCAUCCCUCGCCGCAUCCUCUCCGCUCCCGUCCCCCAUCGCCACGCAGUGCCCUCUCGACUCAAGACGCCUCGUUGCCCCGCGCAGCCCGUGGGUAUCUCUGGUCCGAGGCCAGUCUUAUAAUGCUCCAACCUACUGUAGCCUCGACCACCGGUACGGCGGGGGCAACCCAAGGCCAGUUUUCCACCCUUCUCGCGAGGGCCGCAAGGGUCGAGCCGCGCGCCGUCGUGAGCCAUCUCUCGACGUCCAGUCUCGGCGGCCCGUUGGAGUGGCGACGCAGCAGAAGACGACA
Messenger RNA from Prorocentrum cordatum, 959 nucleotides. NCBI's taxonomy places the organism in Eukaryota, Dinophyceae, Prorocentrales, Prorocentraceae. The record is from the annotation of a GenBank genome assembly.